AUGAAGUCUGAAAUUGGGAAAUUGCCAGCAAAAAUGGUGGAAAGAAGAAUGACUCUUGGUCCAUUUGGACUUGAUGGUACAAAUGAGACUCCUUCAUCCUCUCCAAGUUCUACACCAGGAAGGAUGAGAAACCUUGAUGAAAUUUAUGCUUCUUAUGAAUAUACUUGCAUCUCGCAGUGCGAGCCAUCGAAACACGAUACCGCUCGGAGGAGCUCAUGGGUGUCUUGGCAAGAUUACAAUUAUGCAUAUUUUCAGAUUGAAGAACUUCGAUAA
This is a messenger RNA of Dovyalis caffra, 273 nucleotides long. Lineage: Eukaryota; Viridiplantae; Streptophyta; Magnoliopsida; Malpighiales; Salicaceae. The record is from the annotation of a GenBank genome assembly.